AUUGGAGGGGGGCGAGAGAGUGAGGUGCUCGCUUUCAUUAUCUUUCCAGCUGCUUUCAGCUGCCUUUUGUCCCAAGAGCGACACAUUGCAUUCAAUGGCAUUUGGAUUUUAAUUCUCAUCCCACUCUCUCUCUCUCCUCUCUCUCUCUCUCCCCUCUCAAAGACACUUCAAUUUCCUUAUUUGCUCCCAUUAAUUUCACCACCACCAAUUCCACCACUUGCGUCUCCACUAGCUUUAAUGUUCCCAGUUAAUGCCAUCAGGGCCCCUCCCCUCUUCUGAAGGAGACCAUCUCUCAGCGGCCAAGAUGGGAGAAAUAGCUCUUUUGCCUCCCAAUUUGAGCCCUUUCGUCUUCUUCCUCCUGUUCGCAGCUUUACAAGACCUUUGUACAUUGGACAAAUUUGCUGUGUAUGGCUCCCCAGUGGUGCAUCAAAGGGACUCCAUUGUAACGAAAGAAACGGACAAUACACUUUUGUCAGAAAUAUCUCCAAAUAGUGCCCCUCAGCCAUUGAUACCUCUUCUUGCUCCUUCACCAUUAGUACCAUUCCAAAACAACAGCACACCAGAACUGUCAGGAAAAUGUAUAUUAAACUUGUCAGCUACUGACAGUUUGAUGAGGAUAACUGCAGUUGAUUGCUGGGCAUCUGUUGCUCCGUUCUUGGCCAAUGUAAUAUGCUGCCCCCAAUUGCGAGCUACUAUAAACAUUCUUGUGGGACAAUCAAGCAAAGAAACUGGGAUGCUUGCUCUGGAUGCUACUCAUGCUAAUUAUUGCCUAUCAGAUGUUCAGGAAAUUCUAGGAAGCCAGGGUGCCAAUUACAACCUUCAGAAAAUAUGUUUGAUCCGUCCAUCAAAUCUCAGCGAAGGAUCCUGUCCUGUGAAAGACACCAAUGAGUUUGAGAGUAUUGUUGACUCUUCUCAACUCCUAGCUGCGUGCAAGAAAGUUGAUGCAGUUAAUGAAUGUUGCAGCCAGAUUUGUCAAAAUGCAAUACUUGAAGCUGCUACAAAGAUUUCAUUGAGAGAUGGUGGCUUACCAAGUAGCCUAUCUGAGCACUCAUCUAUGAUGGACGACUGUAGAAAUGUUGUCCUCAGAUGGCUCUCGAGUAGGAUUGAUCCUCUAUCUGCGAAUCAAGUACUUAGACGGAUAUCUAACUGCAAAGUGAAUGAAGUUUGUCCAUUGGUCUUUCCAGAUACGAAAGUUGUUGCAGAAGAGUGUGGGAGUGUUACCAGGAACCACAUGGCAUGUUGCAAUUCUAUGAGCAACUAUGUGUCUCAUUUACAAAAGCAAAGUUUCAUAACCAAUCUACAAGCAUUAGAUUGUGCCACACAACUUGGUCUUAAGUUACAAAAGAUGAAUGUUACCACUGACAUUUUUAACUUCUGUCAUAUAACUCUCAAGGACUUCUCACUCCAAGUUGGAUCUCAAGAGUCUGGAUGUCUGCUGCCAAGUUUGCCUUCGGAUGCAACUUUUGAUCCUUCCACAGGGAUUAGCUUCACUUGUGAUCUAAAUGAUAAUAUUGCAGCACCUUGGCCCUCUGCGUCUCUGGUGCCAUCAUCUUCCUGUAAUAAGACUGUUAAGAUGCCUGCCCUUCCAGCUGCAACAUCUGCGCAGAUUGGUCACGGUGGAAGAGAGGUGAAGCUUCAGCAGCUGAUCAUUAUGUUAUUGGCUUUUAUGAUUUUCUUCAUCUAACUCGAAACAAGCUUAUUAACAAAAUUAAUACUGGUCUGUAAGUAGGUAGAAAGCUCUUUUACUAUUCGAAUUCCUUACAUAUUAUAAUCUUUUUGCCAGUGUCGAUAUCAAAUGUAUAUUUAAUCGAUCAAUAUAUACACCGUCUUUUCUUUGAAGUAAUUAUGAAAGCAUGGCAACAGCUGGCCGUUUGUAGCGUGAA
This is a messenger RNA of Asparagus officinalis (garden asparagus), 1883 nucleotides long. RefSeq lists its product as uncharacterized. NCBI's taxonomy places the organism in Eukaryota, Viridiplantae, Streptophyta, Magnoliopsida, Asparagales, Asparagaceae. The transcript is spliced from 8 exons. Gene Ontology annotation, cellular component: plasma membrane. Bases 251 to 1684 code for a protein of 477 amino acids. The record is from RefSeq and is a predicted model, not a curated record.